AUGGCGCAAUUGAGCUCCUUCAAGGCUUUGACAGUCUUCGUGGUCGUAGUCGCAAUCCUCUCAGCUAUUGGAUCAGCGCAAGAAUUCGAGAUGGCUCCGGCACCGUCGCCGUCAAUGGACGCUGGAUCUGCAUUUGUUGGUGUUAGAAUGGAGUAUGGUGGACAUGAGGGUAGUAGCAAAGAUAUGGAGGAGUUGACCAAAGAUAAAACACCAUGUCUUGGCAUGGAAUUUUAUUCAGAGGAAGUCGCAUAUCAAUUCUAUAAUGAAUAUGGAAGGAUUAUGGGUUUGGCAUUAGAAGAGAUUACCAUAGCAAAAGUAGAAAAGAUGUGGAUAGUGAAAAAGUUUGAUGACAAUCACAACCAUCCUUUGCAUCUUCCUCAGUGCACACAUUUGAUACCAUCUCAAAGAAAGUUAUGUCAGGCUCAGGCUUUGAAUGUUGAUAUAGCUGAUGACACUGGUAUCUCUCUUAAAGCAUCACAUGAUCUCAUUAGUGCCUUGGCACGGGGAAAAGAAAAUUUGGGAUUCACGAGAGAAGACCAAAAAAGCUACUUGCGUGGAAAAAGACAACGAAAUUUGCAAUACGAAGAAGCUGUGAGUUUAUUAAGAUAUUUUCAGCAAGAAGAAGCUGAAAAUCCAUAUUUUUACUAUGCAAUUCAAUUGGAUGUGGAUGAGAUGAUUACUAAUAUUUUUUGGGCUGACCAUGAGAUGAUUAUAGAUUAUGAACUUUUUGGUGAUGUCGUUUCAUUCGACACAACAUUUCACACAAAUAAGGAGUAUCGGCCACUAGCUUUAUUUACUGGCUUUAACCACUUUAGAAAGACAGUGAUUUUUGGUGCCUCAUUAUUAUAUGAUGAAACUACAGCUUCAUUUGAGUGGUUAUUUGAAACCUUCUUGCAUGCAAUGUCAGGGAAAAAGCCUACCAGUUUUUUCACAGACCAAGAUUAG
Messenger RNA from Camellia sinensis, 945 nucleotides. NCBI's taxonomy places the organism in Eukaryota, Viridiplantae, Streptophyta, Magnoliopsida, Ericales, Theaceae. The record is from RefSeq and is a predicted model, not a curated record.